Durusdinium trenchii is the source of this 1726-nucleotide messenger RNA. The record is from the annotation of a GenBank genome assembly. NCBI's taxonomy places the organism in Eukaryota, Dinophyceae, Suessiales, Symbiodiniaceae.
UUUCUUAGUGUUUGUCAGAUUGUUUGGCCAGCGCCCCAUUGUAUGGCGUUGCCGGCCGAUGUGCUGCCAAAGGUGCUCGCACUCGUUCCGGCCGAUCUUCGACUCACCUCAUCUCUGAGGGUGGCCAGCCGAUCCGCCAAAGAGCGUGUGGAGGCUAGAUGGUGGACAGCACAGGUGCAACGUGUGAAAGCCUUUGUGGAUCGACAUGCUAAUGUCUUUGCUGAUGAUCCAGAGAUAGAUGAAGAGAAUGCAGAUGUGACCAUUGAAGAACAGCAAGAAGCGUUUGCUCGGAAUAUCCUACUCUGGGUAAAGCCACUCCUCAAAAAUCAGCCGUGGAGGCUUGAAGGUCCCGCUGCCGAUGUGACGGGUGAGGUCACUCUGCAGGCAGCAUACAUAAAUUUGAGAAGAGCCCUGGCAAACUUGAGUGAGAGAAGCAACUAUGUGCUCCGAAGCAUUUGCCAACAAGCACGCUGCAUUGAAGGCCAUCAUCGGCACACAGUGCAAAUCACGGUUUCGCAGGCCGAUCGCAGACAGAUGGAAGAUCCCAUUCCACCCACCUUCGUGAACCUCGAGAGCAGCGAGAUCAGAAGUGAAGAUGCGAUGUCUGGAUCCUUUGCCCACACUGCAAUGACCAGAGAUGGAAAUCGUAAGGCUCAACUGACAGCUAUUUGCCGCCAGCUCGGAAUCUCCGAUGAAGUUGCUCAGGAAUUGCUCACAACCAUGGAACGAGAGCAGUUGAUGGCCCCGGACCCAUUUGAGGGCAGGUCCGAGAUCGCUGAGUCGGAAACAUCCUCGCAUGUCAUGGAUUCCACGUUUGUAUCUGCGAUGGGGCGUGGAAUCCAUGGGGACAUGGUGCAGGAAUUGCAAAGUGAGGAGCAUGUUGCCCCUGCACCAGUUGCCAGAUUUGAGAUGAGGUGGGCACAACAGCUGGAGAACCUGUCCCAAAGCUCAAGUAUUCGUCCAGCGGCCGGGGUGACGCAGGCUGAACCCAUGGCCCCUGCCAGGCCACUAGAGAUUGUCCAAGAACAGGCUCAGGAAUGCCCAGAAUACCGGAAGGGAAGUCAGGGAAGUCAGGAACGCCCUUUCGUCUCACGGAAUUGGCCCCCAGUCAUGGUGCAUCCGCCCGAACCCCCCUCCUGUGCCGUCAUGGAGCCGAGCUCUUCCAGCUCAGACAAACCCUUUAAUGGCCCUUCCACUUUAGAGAACCGAAGAUCUCCGGGAAUUGAAGCGAAGGAACGCUCUCCAUGCGUUUCUUCCGGUGCAGCUCCCAUGGUUGUUGCAGGACGUUGGACACGUUUUAUCAUUAAUAUGAUGUUGCUUGGAUUCCUGGUCCAUUCCGCAGGAAAUACUCGCCAUGGCCAGUCUUCAAUUCUGAAAGGUGUGAAAGGAAUCAUUGUGUCGCCAGAGACCGAGCAACUUCAUGUCGGUCUGUGGUCUUGUGAGAAAAGAAACCGUUCAUCUCCUCCUCAGCAGAACUCCAAGAGCUUGCAGCGCAGCGACAGAGAGACUGAUUGGCUUUCUUGGAAUGCAAAGAGGAUUGCAGUUGCAACCGUCCAGCCUCAAAAGAAGGCCAGCCGACGUCUAGUCAAGAUGUGUGUCAGUGGAUUGCUAGCAGCAAUGGGAAGUCAAAUUCGUGCAUGGUGUGAACGCCAGCCACGCCCUCCUUCAAGUGGUUCGCCCAAGGAAGCCACAACAGCAGCCGGUGAGACAGCCCUGCAUUUGGCAG